This is a messenger RNA of Trichoplax adhaerens, 1194 nucleotides long. RefSeq lists its product as uncharacterized. The record is from RefSeq and is a predicted model, not a curated record. Bases 1 to 1194 code for a protein of 397 amino acids. Lineage: Eukaryota; Metazoa; Placozoa; Uniplacotomia; Trichoplacea; Trichoplacidae. The transcript is spliced from 6 exons.
AUGAGAGAAAACGAAAAUCAAACUCAAAUAUCGGAAAAAGAAGAUGAAGCUUGCAAACAACAUUGCAAUACGUACUCGAUCAAAUCAUCAAUGGGUUUGGUCGCAGUACUACUACUGGCAGUUGCUGUAGUACUAGAAGGUCAAUUUGGCCGCGAUCUUACAUCGGGAAAUUUUACUGCUAUAGCAUUUGCUACGUGGUAUGCUAGAUCAUGGACAGUCAUCUGUUAUCCACUCUACUGUCCAAUUGGCAUGAUAUUUGGAAAAUCCUUAAAAGAAAUGUGGAAGGAAGAUUCGUCCAUUUUACAAUAUCAUGGCAAAUUCACGAAAGGAUUCAUUAUCAGAAUUAUACCAAUAACCAUUUUUUUAGCUGCAUCUUAUACUUGCUUCUUUUACGCUGUAAAAAUGGUAUCACCAACUGAUUACAUAACCAUUCUAAGUGUGAACAUUGCCUUGAUAUAUAUUCUGUCUGUGACUUGGCUACGAGAACCUGUGAUACUUCUGCGGGUAAUUGCUGUCGUUCUAGCUAUUGCAGGCGUGCUGUUCUACGCCAUUUCAUAUAGACAAAGUGGCUCUGGUACAGUUGGAGUUAUCAUGUCUUUAAUAUCAGCAUUGCUUUCAGCUUUAUAUAGGGUAUAUUUGAAAAGAGUACUGCCUGAUUCCUGCUUUGGUAAGACAUUACUAGCACUCAGUGCCGUUAGUAUGACUGUCUUACUGUCGGGGUGGAUAUUUGUACUGCUUUUCUCAGCUACUGGAUUUGAAGCUUUAAACUGGGAUGUUAUGCCAUGGGAUUCCCUCAACUUAACCGCAGCAUUUGGAGUGGCAAUUCAUGCUCUAACAUUUUUAGGAACAGCAGUUAGCUAUCCUGUUUUCGUUGCUAUCGGUUUAUUGCUUGGAAUACCUGGCAAUGCAAUUGUGGAUAUUGCAAUGCAUCAUGUUAUAUUUGAUUAUUUAAAAAUCCUUGGAGCAAUUCUUAUUAGCUGUAGCUUCCUAAUCUUAUUGAUUCCGGAAGAUAAAGCAAUCACUAUCUCAAAGCGAAUCCUUUCCGCCUGCUUAAGACUGAUGAUUAAAUGUAAUCAAAACAACCUUUCGACAGACCCAACGACACCUACGAAUAAUGGUAUAACUUCAGCCUCUUCUAGCUAUUUCUUCAUCGAUUCUAAGUAUAACUCCGGUUUGGCCGAAACUCAGAUAUAA